Molecule: messenger RNA, 3214 nt
Organism: Thamnophis elegans (Western terrestrial garter snake)
Lineage: Eukaryota; Metazoa; Chordata; Lepidosauria; Squamata; Natricidae
Gene: THBS1
Product: thrombospondin 1
Biological process (GO): cell adhesion; negative regulation of angiogenesis
Molecular function (GO): protein binding; calcium ion binding
Source: RefSeq, a predicted model, not a curated record
CGAGGGAACUCCUGCCGCCUCUCAGUGCAAACAGCCAGGGUGACCACCAGGGGAGACCUGGGGGAAGGGCGAGCUCCUCUUGAUCCGUUUCAGUCCUCCGGCAGCAAAGACCCAGGAUCGCAAAGGACACUCUACUCGCUCGGACGUGUCUAUUGACCCAAGGUGUUAAGCCCACGCAGGGGAAACUUCGCAGAACCCAAGAACACCGGGAAGGAUUUUUGUACUGAGUUCUAUAAAACCACAUUUGCUCUCGAGAGGAUCUGAUUCUGGGGGAUCCUUCGCCGCCUCCUACAAAAAGUUGUCCCUGGGAGCGAGAUUCCUGCCAUGGAGCUAUCCGCUGGUCUCUUUCUCCUUCUGAUGCUUGGAGUCGGCACAACCAACCGGAUUCCAGAGACCAGUGAUGACAACAGUGUUUUCGAUUUCUUUGAGUUAAUUGGCUUUGGCCGCAAGGGAGGUCACAAAGGAAUGGGGGUGCAUCCGACCAAAGGACUGGAGGCUUUCAGCCCUGCCUACCGCAUAGACGAUGCCAACCGUAUCCCUGCGGUUCCUGAUCACAGAUUUCAAGACAUUCUGUAUUCCAUCCAAGCUGAGAAGGGCUUCAUCUUGUUAGCUAAUCUUCCCGAAAAGAAGGUUGCCGGCACCAUACUGGCCGUGGAGCGCAAGGACAAUUCUGGCUACAUUUUUAAGUUGGUGCUAAAUGGCAAGGCAAAAACUUUGGACCUGAGUGUCUUUCCCGAUGAAGGUAACCAAAGCUUGGUGUCAGUGGAGGAGGUGAAGUUGCCCCUUGCGCGAUGGAGUAGCAUCACCCUCUUUGUGCAAGAGGAUCAGGCUCAGCUCUAUGUGGGCUGUGAAAAAAUGACAAACGUGGAGCUGGAAAUUCCUAUUCAAGACAUCUUCACUCGGGAUCUGUCCAACAGAGCCAAGCUCCGUCUUGCUAAAGGAGGAGUUAAUGACAACUUCCAGGGAAUGCUGCAGAAUGUGCUUGUGUUUGGAACUACGCUGGAAACCAUCCUGAGGAAUCAAGGCUGUCAGAUCUCUACUGGAACACUUAUUAAAUUAGACAACCCCAUGAAUGACUCCCGCCCAGCCAUUCGCACCGACUACAUUGGCCAGAAAACCAAGGACAUCUGUGGCUUUUCUUGUGACGAUCUAACCAAAAUGUUUCUAGAACUGCAAAGGCUGCGUGUCCUGGUUGUAAAAGUUCAAGACUCUGUUGAGCAGAUGGAACUUAUCGCCCCACAUAAAAUAAAGAAAGGAAUAUGCUUCCACAAUAAUGUUGUGUAUGAAAAUGCAGCUGAAUGGACCACUGAUACCUGUACCACAUGUACCUGCCAGAAUUCUGCUGUAAUGUGUCAUACGUCUUGUCCUGUCAUGCCUUGUUCCAAUGCCACCGUUCCUGAUGGUGAAUGCUGCCCACGAUGUUGGCCAAGUGAUUCUGCAGAUGAUGCUUGGUCUCCCUGGUCUGAAUGGACCUCUUGCUCUACAACCUGUGGCAAUGGGAUUCAGCAGAGAGGCCGCUCUUGUGACAGAAUCAACAAUCCUUGUGAAGGCUCCUCAGUGCAAACACGGAUAUGUAACAUGCAAGAUGAUAAGAGAUUCAGACAGAAUGGUGCUUGGAGCCAUUGGUCCCCUUGGUCUUCCUGCUCUGUUACUUGUGGAACUGGGUUAAUCACUCGAAUCCGUCUGUGCAAUUCUCCACUUCCUCAGAUGGGAGGCAAAACGUGUGAAGGGGAGGCACGCGAAAACAUGCCUUGCCAGAAAAGCCCAUGCCCAAUUAAUGGGAACUGGGGACCAUGGUCACCUUGGGAUGCCUGUCCAAUUACAUGCGGAGGAGGCAUUCAGAAACGCAGCCGUCUCUGCAAUAAUCCAGAGCCCAAAUAUGAAGGGAAGGAUUGCAUUGGUGAUGCAACAGCCACUCAGAUGUGCAACAAGCAGGAUUGCCCAAUCGAUGGAUGUCUGUCUAAUCCUUGUUUUGCGGGAAGUAAAUGCACUAGUUUCCCUGAUGGUUCCUGGAAAUGUGGUCCGUGCCCUGCUGGCUAUCAAGGAAAUGGAAUUAGAUGCAAAGAUAUCGAUGAAUGCCAAGAGGUCCCAGAUGCAUGCUUUGUACUUGGUGGAGUACACAGAUGUGAGAAUACUGUACCUGGUUAUCACUGCCAGCCUUGUCCCUCCCGCUUCACUGGACCACAGCCUUUUGGUCGGGGUGUGGAAGAUGCAAUGGCAAACAAACAGGUAUGCAAGCCACGUAACCCAUGUGCUGAUGGAACUCACACCUGCAACAAAUAUGCCAAGUGCAUCUACCUUGGACACUUCAGUGACCCAAUGUAUCGCUGUGAAUGUAAACCAGGGUAUGCCGGCAAUGGGGUUAUCUGUGGAGAAGACACUGACUUAGAUGGAUGGCCAAAUGAGGACCUUCUCUGUGUUGCCAAUGCUACUUACCACUGCACUAAAGAUAAUUGCCCCAACCUUCCCAAUUCUGGACAAGAAGAUUAUGAUGGUGAUGGAAUUGGUGAUGCCUGUGAUGAUGAUGAUGACAAUGACAACAUUCCUGAUGAUAGGGAUAACUGUCCAUUCCAUUACAAUCCACAACAAUAUGACUACGAUAGGGAUGAUGUUGGUGAUCGUUGUGAUAAUUGCCCAUACAAUCACAAUCCUCUUCAGAUAGACACAGACCAGAAUGGAGAAGGCGAUGCCUGUGCUGUGGAUAUUGAUGGAGAUGGCAUUCUUAAUGAAAGAGACAACUGCCAGUAUGUGUACAAUGUGGAUCAAAUAGAUUCAGACUUGGAUGGUGUUGGAGAUCAGUGUGACAACUGUCCAAUGGCGCAUAAUCCAGAUCAGGUCAGUUUAACUGCACUUGGGCAAGUAAAUAUUUAUUUAAUCUUCUAAUUUACAGAAUGUCAUGUAUAGCUCUGCAACAGAGGUGGUUGCUAUCAGUUCGCACUGGUUCGGAUGAACCACUAGUGGAAAUUGCCACUUUUUAAAUGUUCUGUGCGGGCACAGACCUAUUUAUAGGCAACUGCAUAUGCUAAGUUGCACAACCUAAGUAUUUCAGGAAUUUAGCAAUAAAAAUACUGUUAAUAUGUCAAACAAUAUAUAGUCUGCAAAAAAGUUUUUAUCAUGACUUAUGAUGUCCUGAAGCUAGGAAUUUAGUACAAAAAUGCACCCAUAAAAAUGCUCAUUGGGGGUAAAGGAUAAAGUAGUACACCACCAGUAUAUC